Molecule: messenger RNA, 6564 nt
Organism: Solanum lycopersicum (tomato)
Lineage: Eukaryota; Viridiplantae; Streptophyta; Magnoliopsida; Solanales; Solanaceae
Product: putative pentatricopeptide repeat-containing protein At5g09950
Biological process (GO): RNA modification
Cellular component (GO): intracellular membrane-bounded organelle
Molecular function (GO): zinc ion binding; protein binding; RNA binding
Source: RefSeq, a predicted model, not a curated record
AAUGACUAUUACCGAAAGAGGUAAAAUUGAACACGAUACUUUGCCACUCCUUCAAUAUUCGUUGCAAAAAUUUACAGAAUUGGCAUUCCUAAAAACAAGUUUUAAGAGGGGCAGAAAUGGCGGCAAGGCUAAAUGAGGCAGCAGAAGAACCUUUUUUGAGCUGAAUCAUCGGUGACCAUGUUUAUGGCAGCAAUGAUACAAACGCGAAACAAGCUACUGAAUCAUAAUCCAAAUCCUACUUUCGGUUUCACCACAGUUGCAGCUUCUGUUCUUCACUCUUUCUCAAAUCACUCUGUUUUUCCCUCCAUUGAUAGAACAAAAAACGUAUCUUUUUCUCCAACCCAAGAACCAGUAUUUCAGUUCAAAGACUUUACUAAUAUCUUGAAUAACAAUACAAAACAUUUGGGAGCUGUUGUUUUGCCGGAAAAGUCAGUUUGUUCUGUUUCUAUAGUUUCAGACAAGUGUGAGUUUCUAGUGCAAAAAUACCUACUUUCUUUUUCUGAAAACGAUGCCCAAAGACUCCAUUUGGAUAUUAUUAAAUAUGGGGUUGUUAAAGAUUUGUACUUGUGCAACACACUUAUUAAUUUGUAUGUGAAAAAUGCUGAUUUGAUCUCUGCUCAUCACGUGUUUGAUGAAAUGCCGAGCAGAAAUCUAGUUACGUGGGCGUGUUUGAUUACGGGUUAUUCACAGAAUGGGAUGCCUGAUGAGGCAUGUGGAGUUUUCCAAGAAAUGGUUUCGUCUGGGUUUAUUCCUAAUCAUUAUGCUUGUGGUAGUGCUUUGAGGUCUUGUCAGGGUUUAGGUGCUUGUGGGUUGAGGUUGGGGAUGCAAAUACAUGGUUUGCUUUUGAAAACAGGGCAUGCUUCUAAUGAAGUUGUUUCCAAUGUCUUGAUCUCGAUGUAUGGAAGUUGUGCAGGUAAUGGUGAUUAUGCUUGGCGUGUUUUUGAAGAGAUAGAGAAUAAGAAUUCAGUAUCUUGCAAUUCUAUUAUUUCAGUUUACUCUCAGCGAGACUCAGUUUCUGCCUUUGAGCUCUUCUCCUUAAUGCAAAAAGAUGAUUUGGGGUUUACUUUUAAACCAACUGAAUUCACUUUUGGCAGCUUAAUUACUACUGCUGCUAAUCAUGUUAAUUGUGGUUUGCUUUUACUUGAGCAGCUCCUGGCAAACAUUGAAAAGUCUGGACUCUUGGAAGACUUGUAUGUAGGCAGUGCUCUGCUCAGUGGUUUUGGAAGGUUUGGGUCUCUUGAUACAGCGUUGAAGGUUUUCAAACAGAUGGGUGCAAGGAAUGCAGUGUCCUUGAACGGGCUCAUGGUCGGAUUGGUGAGACUUGGUCAGGGAGAAGACGCAGCUAAGGUUUUCAUGGAGAUAAGAGACUUAGUUAAAAUCAAUCCUGAUUCCUUUGUGGUUCUUUUCAGUGCAUUUUCUGAAUUCUCUUCAUUGGAAGAAGGGGAAAUAAGAGGCAGAGUGCUACAUGCAUAUGUUAUCCGGACUGGUCUGUGCAACUCCAAGGCUGCUAUUGGAAAUGCUCUGAUUAAUAUGUAUUCUAAAUUUGGUGAAAUCCAAAUUGCCCAUUCUGUUUUCCAGCUCAUGGUCAAUAAGGAUUCAGUAUCAUGGAACUCUAUGAUCUCCGCUCUAGAUCAAAAUGAUUGUUUUGAAGAUGCAAUAUCAACCUUCCAAUCUAUGAGGAGAAUAGGUCUGAUGGCUUCAAAUUACUCACUGAUAAGUGCUUUAAGUUCUUGUGGAAGCCUGAAUUGGAUAAAAUUGGGGGAACAACUGCACAGUGAAGGGAUAAAGUUAGGACUUGAUUUUGAUGUAUCAGUGUCUAAUACUCUUCUUGCUUUAUAUGCUGAUACUGGAUGUGUGGCUGAAUGCAAAAAAUUGUUUACCUUGAUGUCAGAACAUGAUCUAGUUUCAUGGAAUACCUUUAUUGGUGCAUUAGGUGAUUCUGAGACGUCUAUUUCUGAAGCCAUAGAAUACUUCAUACAGAUGAUGUGUGCUGGAUGGAGUCCUAACAAUGUGACCUUUAUAAAUGUCCUUUCAGCAAUAUCAUCUCUUUCUCUUCUUGGUCUUGUUCGUCAAAUCCAUGCUCUGGUGCUAAAAUAUAGUGCAAUGGAUGCUAAUUCUAUUGAAAACACAUUUCUUGCUUGCUAUGGUAAGUGUGGGGAAAUGAAUGACUGUGAGAACAUAUUUUCUGAGAUGUCUGACAGGAAGGAUGAUGUGAGUUGGAAUUUAAUGAUCUCUGGAUAUUUACACAAUGAGGUCUUACCAAAAGCCAUGGACUUAGUCUGGCUUAUGCUGCACAAGGGUCAGAAAUUAGAUGGCUUCACAUUUGCCUCUGUUCUCAGUGCAUGUGCCUCAAUCGCAACAUUGGAGCAUGGCAUGGAAGUUCAUGCUUGUGCAAUUAGAGCCUGUUUGGAAUCUGACGUUGUUGUUGGCAGUGCUCUUGUUGACAUGUAUGCCAAAUGUGGAAGAAUAGAUUAUGCUUCGAGGUUUUUUGAUUUAAUGCCUGUUCGUAAUAUAUAUUCAUGGAACUCAAUGAUAUCUGGUUAUGCACGGCAUGGACACGGACAUAAAGCACUAGAGCUUUUUACAAAAAUGAAGAUGGAUGGUCAAACACCUGACCAUGUCACAUUUGUUGGUGUCUUAUCAGCUUGUAGCCACGUGGGAUUUGUCGAGCAGGGCAUGGACUACUUUGAUUCCAUGAGCAAACAAUAUGGACUGACACCUCGGAUUGAACAUUUCUCAUGCAUGGUUGAUAUCCUGGGACGAGCAGGGCAGAUGAAUAAAUUGGAGGACUUCAUCAAUAAAAUGCCAUUAAAGCCCAAUGCACUUAUCUGGAGGACUGUGCUUGGAGCUUGUGGUCGAGCAAGCAGUCGUAAAACAGAUCUAGGUAGGAAGGCUGCUCACAUGCUCUUGGAGUUGGAACCUCAUAAUGCUGUGAAUUAUGUGCUUCUUGCAAAUAUGUAUGCUUCAGGAGGGAAGUGGGAGGAUGUGGCAGAGGCUCGGCGUGCAAUGCGAGAAGCAACAGUAAGGAAAGAAGCUGGAUGCAGCUGGGUUAGCAUGAGAGAUGGUGUUCAUGUUUUUGUAGCUGGUGAUCAAUCUCAUCCAGAUAAACAUGCAAUUUAUGAAAAACUUAAGGAACUGCACAAGAGGAUUAGAGAUGCAGGGUAUGUGCCACAGAUUAAAUAUGCCUUGUAUGAUCUUGAACUGGAGAAUAAGGAAGAACUCCUCAGCUAUCAUAGUGAAAGACUUGCAGUUGCUUUUGUUCUUACACGGAAAUCAGAUAUGCCAAUCAGAAUAAUGAAAAACCUUCGAGUUUGUGGGGACUGUCACUCUGCCUUCAGGUACAUUUCACAAGUUGUUGGUAGACAAAUAGUAUUACGAGACUCCAACAGAUUUCAUCAUUUUGCUGAUGGAAAAUGUUCAUGUAACGAUUACUGGUGAUAGAUCAAAUGUUGUCUAACUUAAAGAAAGGUAUGCUACUUAAUGAUGCAUAAACAGACUAAGGAAUGAAAAAGUUUCAAGCAUGUCAUGUCUGAAGUAUAGGAGAGCGCAGUUUGCAAGGGUGUUGCAUCAAUUAUUCUGGUGAGGACCUCAACAUUAUUUAGUAAAGUAUGCCAUAAUCUUGGUGUGGUUUGAAUUACUUGCUAUAUUUCUGUAUCGUUUUAUGACAUGAAUCAGCUACAAUGAUAGCAAAUUACACCAUCAAAUAAAAGGAGUAUGGCGAAUGUAAGGAGGGUUGAGAAUAUCAAACCCUACGUAAGCAUGUAUCCAAGUUGUUGGCAGACAGAUAGUACUAUGAGACUCCUGCUGAUUUCAUCAUUUUGUGCACUUGCUUGGUGGUCAAUGAAGUUGGAAGGGACCACGGGAAACUGGGGUAAGAACUUCAAAUCCCUGCAGAGGCGAAAAAUUGUUAGGUGAUUUCUUCCCAUCUGGCUAAAGCUUGGUGAACAAAGUUACCCAUGUACAUGUAUUGGUGAGAAGCAGCAAGUACCAAGUGAAUCAGUCGAGAUGUGCACAAGUUGGCCCAUACACCACCACCAACACCUAAUAUGCCUCAGUCCCAAACAAGUUGGUGUUGGCACCACCAUUGUUAAAAAAAGAGGUUCUAUUUUUGCUGAUGGGGAGUGUUCUUGUGACAAUUAUUGGUAAUUCAUCAAAUUCUUCCAACUCAGAGCAAGGGGUGUUGCUUAAUGGGGAAUUUCAAAACAGACGAAGUAAUGGGAAGAGUUCAGCAUGUCAAUGAAGUAUGGGAAGGGAAGCAUUUAGUUUUAAGGGUUGAAUUAAUUAUUCUGGUGGUGACGUCAACCUGAAGUUAUGAAAACAUACCAUACUCCUGGUGUAUGGUUGAUACUUGCUAUAUUGUCAUAUUUCUUUGAUAUUUUAUUCUUGAAUUGGUUAGAGUGACAGCAAAUGACACCAUGAAAUCAAAGUUGAAUGUAUAGGGUAAACUGUAUCAAUGGUGCUCUUGCAUAAUAAAGGCCUUCGGGUUUGCAGGACAAUUUCAUUGUUCAGACUUCACAGAUCAUGUAAAGUCCAGUUUUUGAUCUCUGAGAUACUCAUCCUUCAGGCGAGUGGUUCAUGGGAAGGCUACUCUUGCAUUCUAGCUGAGCACACACCCAUGGUACUCCAUAGAUAUGGCAACUCGAGGAAGAAGUUAACAGCACCGAAAGAUGUUCAAUGUAAUUAAUCAAGUUCUAAUACCAUUUUGUUGAUCAAGGGCAGUACUGAGUCCGCUUGUCUGUGCUGCAAGUAGCUACAACUAAUGUUACAUUAUAGAUGGGCACAAUGACAUGAAAGAUCAUGAACAACAUUGUCGAUCAUUAUAAAAUGGAAUAAUGAAGAUGUAGGUUCCUUCAAUACCAAGACUGAUUCUUUAUUAGGAUUACUUUACAGAAUGAUGAAUGAGUUGGUUGAUUUCUCACCCUAGGAAAAACAUGUUUUGGCUAACACAAGAAUUUUUGUCUAGUGUUUAUGAUCAGGAUUAGACCCUGAUAUUGUUGAAGUUGAUUAUAUGGGACAAGACAGGUUUAAUUAUUUUACCAAUAUCUUGUCCGUAUUCUUUUUUGAACUAACAUGGGUAAUGCACGGAUAUCUUGCCUUAUGUUUGCAAUAGUUGUCACAUCCAAGUUGAUCAUAAUUACUUCACACUAAUGGUUACAAACGAACUGAUCUUGGAAACAAGUAAAAAGUAGAUACAACCAUGGCAACAGGGAUCUUAGAUAUUGUUAAAAAAGGUGAUGUGGUAAUACAUGGACUGGAUCCAAAGAUAUCACAAAAAUUGUUGAAAAGAGAAGAAACAAGGAGAAUCAUUUUUUUUUUAAUAAUAAAUGUGUAUUUGGAAUAAAAGGUAAAUGGUCUCUGAAAAAACAUCUUUAGGAAAAAACAUUCCUAUUUGUUUUUCCGGUCAACAUCUGAAUUGGAACCGUCGAUCUUGGCCAUUAAUUAUCCCUGUUGUCCUCUCUGCUCAAAAAAUUAUAGCAAAGACUUCAAGUUAACUUCCCAUGUUCUCUUCCUUCCUUUUGGCUGUCACUGUUGAGUGCCGAAUUACCCUUUAGUUAUUCACUUGAUCAUUGACCAGGAUAUGAAAAUGAUAGUAGCUCUUUGAAAAUACAAUUUGCAAUCAGCUCGCUGAGUUAGUUGAAGAUCAUGAUGAUGACUUCAGCAUUCCCAUGGGUAAGAAUCUGUAGAAGGUCAGUACCAAGUUCUUAACUAUUUCACAGAAGAAGAAGCACCAGAACACAAGCCUACAGGGAUGAAGCAUCUCAGAUGAAUUACUUUAUUUCUUUGUUGCAGUUGGAUCAUUUUCAUUCUUUCCCCCCUUGUUCAUUUAGGAGUUGAAAUCGAGAGGGGUUAUGCAGUUAUUUUCAUGACUUGUGUAAAUACUUCGCAGAUAUAUUCAAUGUUUCUGUUACUAAUAUAGUGAAACUGUGGAAGUUUGUGAAAGUUCUUGUUAACACUUGAGAUGAAUGGUCAUUUGGAGUUGUAGACUAACUGUACUUCAUACUAUAACAUAUGUACAGUGUAUCUUUAGUAACAAGAAAUUCUUAGCAAAACGUGAUCCACUGGGGGCAUUUUUCUCUUGCUUGAGUGUCCAUUUUCAUUCUGGGUGUCACCACAAGACUAGUGCUGGUUAAACAAGCUGUGUUUGUGAAUCUCUCAUGAUAGUGAAGCCAGUUCUGUUUAGUGCAUCUUCAGAUCACGUGCAGAUAUAAAGACUAGUCAUCGACUUCUGGGAAGGAGUAGAAGAAUGUGACCUAUUAUGGGACAUACGAUAUAUUACAGAUGUAUGAUCAUUACGCUUCAUCAGGGCCCAUUUUUCUUGGAGCAGAUAGAUGAAGAGGAUAACAACAAUCUCAACAGUAAAAGCCAGGUUCCAAACACUUGUGCUUCUCAUUGUUCUUGUGUAAUAUGACUGUAAACCUGUAUAUAUGUUGAUAAUUCCCAGUAAAGAAACUGUCACUCCUAGAAGCCAGUGAACUAAAAACCAUAUACUCCUUCCUUUGCUUUCUCUGUACAGGAAUCAAAAAACAAUACUUAAAAUUACUGAAAUUAACUUCGGAACACAAA